Messenger RNA from Cynara cardunculus var. scolymus (artichoke), 1505 nucleotides. Its product is annotated as F-box/kelch-repeat protein SKIP6-like. Lineage: Eukaryota; Viridiplantae; Streptophyta; Magnoliopsida; Asterales; Asteraceae. The coding region runs from base 77 to 1222 and encodes 381 amino acids. The record is from RefSeq and is a predicted model, not a curated record. The transcript has 2 exons. Gene Ontology annotation, molecular function: protein binding.
CGUUGCCGUCGGGAUUUGAGAACGAUGAGGGGCCACGUAACGGAAGUCAGUAGUAUCUGAGGCGACUUGAACAUCAAUGGCGGACCAAACCUCCUCCGUCGCCAUCACCCCCACCACCUCCUCCGAUAACACACCACCGCUUGCCACCUCCUCACGUCCACCGCUGCUCAUCCCACAGCUCCCGGACGACGUUGCAGUGCAAUGCAUCGCUAGAGUUCCACGGUCUUAUCACCUCUCCCUCUCGCUAGUCUCCAAGUUAUGGCGAUACACCAUACGCUCCCCACAUUUCUUCGCCACCCGAUCCCUCCUCCACUCCACCCAACAAUCCCUCUAUCUCAACAUCCGCCAUAACUCUUCUUUCAAGUGGUAUCAUCACCCAAACCCUAACCCUACUGAUAAAGGCCCCCUUUCUCCUCUACCUCCUAUCCCAAUUCAACCAGUCGGUCCAGCAUAUGCCGUACUCGGCCCCAAAAUAUACCUAAUUGGCGGUUCGAUCAACGAUAUUCCUUCGGCUUCCGUUUGGAUUCUCGAUUGUAGGGUUAAUAAAUGGGAAAUUGGCCCUAAAAUGAGGGUUGGGAGAGAGUUUGCAGCUGCAGAGACGGUUAAUGGCAAGAUUUAUGUUAUGGGUGGGUGUUUAGUGGAUAAUAGGACUCGGUCAGUUAAUUGGGCGGAGAUAUUUGAUCCUGCGGUGGGGGCAUGGUGCCCCCUACCAAGCAGUUCGGUGGAUGCAAAGGACAAGUGGAUGCAUGCUAAUGCUGUCAUCGACGGUAAGAUUUAUGCUAUGGCAGAUCGUGGCGGGGUAGUUUAUGAUGUGGCGGAGAUGGAAUGGGGGAGAGUUCCGAAGAGGCUUGAUUUGGGAUGGAGGGGACGAGCUGCGGUGAUUGAUGGGGUUUUGUAUUGUUAUGAUUAUUUGGGGAAAAUUAGAGGGUAUGAUGUGGAGAAAGAUGCUUGGAAGGAGUUAAGAGGGGUGGAGAAAGGGUUGCCCAAGUUCUUAUGUGGUGCAACAAUGGUGGAUUUGGAUGGGAGGUUGUGUGUGGUGUGGGAAUGCAAGGAGGGUGGUGGUGGUGGUGGCGGCGGGAAAACCAUGGAUAUUAUGUGUGCAGAGAUCGAGGUUCGUAAGGAUAAAGAUGGAGGAUUAAGUGGUUCCAUCUUGUGGGUUGAUGCCAUUCUUUCAGUUCCUGUUGGCUCUUCCAUUCUACAUUGUAUGGCUGUUGCUUUGUAACUUCCAAUAUGUUGCCAUGGAUCUCAAACUGUUGUGCUUGGAGAUCAAGCGUUUCGGAUAUGCCAUCCUCAAGCACAUGAAUCUACAGGUAAUUUAUGGUGGAAUCAGUAUCGUUGAUUGUUAAAAAACGUGUUUGUAUCGUACAUCUUGUGUAUCAUUUUCAUCAAAUAAAAAGCUUUUUGUGGGCAUGCUGCAAAAGCUCUUGUAUUCUGGUCGGCUUGUAUGUAUAUAUUUGUGUUAAACUUAUGCAAGUGUAAUGAAUACUCAUUCUUCCUUUUUGCUA